Molecule: messenger RNA, 9460 nt
Organism: Myiozetetes cayanensis
Lineage: Eukaryota; Metazoa; Chordata; Aves; Passeriformes; Tyrannidae
Gene: MAPK10
Product: mitogen-activated protein kinase 10
Exons: 16
Coding region: 824-2218 (464 amino acids)
Biological process (GO): protein phosphorylation; JNK cascade
Cellular component (GO): cytoplasm; nucleus
Molecular function (GO): ATP binding; JUN kinase activity
Source: RefSeq, a predicted model, not a curated record
UGUCUCCUCUGGUAGGUUCCACAAUGGUACAGCCAGCAUCACGCUGCACAAUGGUUUCCAGGCAGUGAAAGAGCGUGAUUCAGCAAGCCACUCUUCCCCCCCUUCCCCUUUUAUUUCAUUAUUAUCAGACAUUUUGCCUCCCCUUUUUCUGUUCUGUUCUACCCUGUCCCCCAGGCUUUUAUUCAGUUCUUUAAAGGAAAACAGUGAUUUACCUUGGAACCAGCUGCCCAUCUUUUUUUUUUUUCUUUUUUUCUUUUUAAUUUAAUUUUAUUAUCAUCAUUAUUUUAUUGAAUUUUUUUCCUAUUAUUAUAAAUAGCACGGUUUUUCCUCAGCACUGUUUGGAAUGUGAUUUAAAAAUACCACCUAAAGUCGCAGUUUGGGGAAGAGGUUUCUGAGGAGGAGAAUAGCUCGCAAGCAAGGAAUGGGCUAGUAUUAGAAACCUGUACCAACAGCAGGCCAGACUCAAAUAUCAGCAAUGGCAAUCCAUGCAUGAAGUUGAUGCCUUUGAACUAUUUCCUGUACAUGAGAGAUAGCACAUGCUGUGGGAUCCAGCUGGAGCAGCCAGCCUUCUGCCUCAUCUGCUUGACAUUUUGGAAUUGCCUGCUCCUGUGCCCUUAGGAGGUGAUGUUUGAAAAGUGACCAGCACCUGCAUCACAUUAGCUAUCUUCUCCUGGGACAGAGGUGAAACUUCGACAGACCGCAUUUGUUGAGCAGUGCUCCCCAGAAUUGCAACUGUCCCCAGGAAAACCUCAGAACAAUUAUAAGUGUGUCACCUGGACAGAAUGUAAAACUUCACCGUCAGACUACCCUAUCCCUGGUAUUUAUGAGCCGCCAUUUCUUGUAUUAUUGUGGUGAACCUACUCUGGAUGUGAAGAUUGCCUUUUGUCAGGGAUUUGGGAAACAAGUGGAUGUGUCAUAUAUUGCCAAACAUUACAACAUGAGCAAAAGCAAAGUUGACAACCAGUUCUACAGUGUGGAAGUAGGGGACUCGACCUUCACAGUUCUCAAACGUUACCAGAACUUGAAACCCAUUGGCUCUGGGGCUCAGGGAAUAGUUUGUGCUGCAUAUGAUGCCAUCCUUGACAGAAACGUGGCCAUUAAGAAGCUCAGCAGACCAUUUCAGAACCAAACUCACGCCAAGCGAGCUUACAGGGAGCUGGUCCUCAUGAAGUGUGUGAAUCAUAAAAAUAUUAUCAGUUUAUUAAAUGUCUUCACACCACAGAAAUCUCUGGAGGAGUUCCAGGAUGUUUACCUGGUAAUGGAAUUAAUGGAUGCCAAUCUGUGCCAGGUCAUUCAGAUGGAGCUAGACCAUGAGCGAAUGUCUUAUCUACUCUACCAAAUGCUCUGUGGUAUCAAGCAUCUUCACUCUGCAGGAAUUAUUCACAGGGAUUUAAAACCAAGUAAUAUUGUAGUAAAAUCUGACUGCACAUUGAAGAUUUUGGAUUUUGGACUGGCCAGGACUGCAGGCACUAGCUUCAUGAUGACUCCGUAUGUGGUGACACGUUACUACAGAGCACCAGAGGUCAUCUUGGGAAUGGGCUACAAAGAGAACGUGGAUAUAUGGUCUGUGGGAUGCAUUAUGGGAGAAAUGGUUCGCCACAAAAUCCUCUUUCCUGGAAGGGACUAUAUUGAUCAGUGGAAUAAAGUUAUUGAGCAGCUGGGAACACCCUGUCCAGAAUUCAUGAAGAAGCUGCAGCCAACAGUACGGAACUACGUUGAGAACAGACCCAAGUAUGCUGGCCUCACUUUCCCCAAACUUUUUCCAGACUCUCUCUUCCCAGCUGACUCGGAACACAACAAACUCAAAGCCAGCCAAGCCAGGGACCUUUUAUCAAAGAUGCUGGUCAUUGAUCCGGCCAAGAGAAUAUCAGUAGAUGAAGCCUUACAGCACCCAUACAUUAAUGUUUGGUAUGACCCAGCAGAAGUGGAGGCGCCUCCUCCACAAAUAUAUGAUAAGCAGCUGGAUGAAAGGGAACAUACAAUCGAGGAAUGGAAAGAACUUAUCUACAAAGAAGUAAUGAAUUCUGAAGAAAAGACUAAAAACGGCGUAGUAAAAGGACAGCCUUCUCCUUCAGGUGCAGCAGUGAACAGCAGUGAAAGCCUCCCUCCAUCCUCAUCUGUCAAUGACAUCUCAUCCAUGUCCACGGAUCAAACACUGGCGUCUGACACGGACAGCAGCCUGGAAGCUUCUGCAGGACCUCUCGGUUGUUGCAGGUGACUAGCCGCCUGCCUGCGAAACCCAACGUUCUUCAGAGGAUGAUAUCAUUUAGGAGGAAAAAAUUAAAUGGGAGUUAAGAGAUGAAAAGAAAGAGAAAUAAUAAACACAAAGAUUUAAACAAAACAAACAAGCAAAAUCUUUUCAGCCUGCUUCUCCUACAGAGUUAUGUAACACAGCUAAGCUCAAGUGUAUAUUUAACUUAUAGUUGCUCUGCUUUGGUCUUCUUCCAGUGAUGCUUAUCAGGGGGGUAAAAAAAAAAAAAGGAAUCGAAAAAUCAUUUUUUUAACCCCCUCCCCACAAGAUGUAAAAUGAAUGGCUGCAAAACCAGCAACCUGCAACUGUCCUUUCCACACUGGCAUGACAAGGUGUGCAGUAGCCACUCUUAAACAUACGAGUGUGUAUCUGCCUUCACUCUCUGUUCUGUUGUCUGCCCAGUGAGGCAGACAGGGAUAUACUUGCAUUUUUCUUCAUAUAGGAAUAGCACAUACACACAGGUGCCAAGAGAAUUCUGUCAGUGUAUGCAGCUGUGUGCCCACAGGAACACACACAUCUGCAUAAGUACUUAGUGUGCAUUCCACAACCAUAAAUGGCCCAUUUCAGGUAAAGUGCAUAACUACACAUAUGUGAUAUUACCAGUAUAUAUUCUGUUUGUUUGUUCAUUGAUGAGGUUGCAUAUCUUGUAUGAGGACUUGUGGAAGUGUAAAUAACCACAUAGAACUGUGUCUCCCUCAGACACUUGAAGAUGUAGCACCAAAAUUUCUGCUGAGAGUUGUAUAUAUAUUUUGAAAUAAUAAGCAGUUUUACUGAAAGAAGAAGCCACAGAGCUUCAUAGAAAAAUGUUAGUUUGUGAAUGUUAAGACUUGUUGUUCUGAUUUUUAGAGCAGAUAUGCCAAGUUGAGACCAGGUUAAAAGGAAGCACAUGUAUCUUUGCAAGCUACAGGGAACAAGAAUGAAGGGGUUUUUUAUGCAUGUCUAAGCCCAGAAAGAUUUAUCUCAGUAAGGAACUUUUCCUGGCACUGUGAGUUAUCAUCUUAGGUCAUAGACAGGCUCGCUAUUAUGAAUUACAGGUAUGUUUGUAAGUUAGAGGGCUGGGGAAUGAGCAGAUUAUGAUAUAUGAUAAUGAAAAGGACCUGCAACAACUUGUUUUUAUUUUAUGUCUAGGACUUUACUAGGUUAGAUAGAGAAAGGAUAUUUGUGGCCCACUCCCCCUCAGUGUAUGUUUGCAGCUUAGAGGUUGUUUAAAUCAUUCUGUAGCAGGGACCUCUGCUACUAAGAGAACAGGCCUUCUCUAGGUGUUUUUGGCUGUUCAUUUGCUCGUGACAAAUCAUCAGACUCCCCAGGAAGUUUUAGCAGCUGUGUUACAUGGAAAAGAACCACAGAGUGCAGGGGUCUAGUAUUCCUAUUUUCUAAGUAAAUAACAAAGGUUAUCAGUCAGCUGGUGCGCUGGGAUGAAAGGGGUGCAGUCAGGGGUCUUAGGCGGUUUUGACAAGUUCCAAAGGUAAUAAUCCACGGGGUUUCCAAUGGUAAGUAACAGCAAGUGUUUUUACCAGAGAAUAUCAAGAGUCCACACAGAAUUUCAUAACAGUUGAAUAUUUUUCCAGCCAAAACAGCAAUUAGCAUUCUCCACUGCAAGGUCAUUGUUACCUGAGUUGGAAAUUAACUAAAAUCUGAAAAAUCUGUCCUGUUACCAAAGUGUGCCAUGUAAACUGAAAUGAGCUAAAUUGUACUCUAAUGCUUUUCUAAAUGUCGGAGAGAGAAACUGUUUAGAAUAUGUUAGGGGAUAUUUUAAAUUCACUAAUUCUUAUGUAUGUAUUCAAAAUUCUACCAAAACAGGACUGUUCUAUUGGGUGGCUUACAAGCCUGACAUUCUGUGGUAGGAGAAAAAAAUUGAGUAUCAAGUCAGAUUUUAUUCAAAGGGGAGAAAGGAAGAAAAGAUUUGUCCCCAGGGUGGGGAGAAGGGGAGAUAAAAAUUAAGUGGAUAUAAAAUAAUUUCAGAUUUGGUAAGUCUGAGCUGUAUCAGAAUUGCUAUGGGAAGUGGGUUUUUUUCCCUGGUUAUAUUUUUGGUAGAUUUUUAUCAAAAUUUUUUUGAGAAUAAAAUUACGUUGAUCAUUUUCUAAAAACUCAGAGCAGUAAUUUUAAAAGCAAUAAUUUACUACUGCUAAAUUUAUUUAGCAAUAUUCUCUCUUAAGCCAUGAAACAUCAAGUCAUUAUUAGUGAUGUAACUCUCACUUCAAAGCCAAUGAUCAUGGAAAUAUUAAAAGGUUAACAGCAAAGCUCUGUAGGUAUGUAGGCAAUAACACCAAGGGUGACUUCUUAGCAAUAAUGAAAUGUAUCACCUCCAGAUUUAAUUCAUCAUAGAUACAUAUUAAUAAUAUUCAGGUAACUACUAUCUGCUUUACAUUCCUUAGUGUGCACCAUUUGGGUAUGUUAUUUAAACAAGACUCAACCAAGUGUCUCAAAGAGGCAAAGCUGUAUGUAAGGAACUGCAAACACACCCCCAGUGUAAACUGUAGAAAUGUGGAGUAACCACAGUUCAUUGCCAGUGGUAUUAUGCAGAUGUGACAUAGGCAAUAGCAGAGAAGCCAUUUGUAGUAGAUGGAUACUUGUAGAUCUCCCAUGUUUCAUCUGUUGAAGCCAAAAAACAUACUCUUGGUCCCAUGGUAUAAUUCAGUCUUGUUUGGGUUCAUGAAGGCUGGGUGGAGAACCACAGAAGAUGUAAUUUGUUAGGUGCUGAAUGAACCCCCAUCACAGGAGUUAUAUAGCUUUAUUCCCAGCAGCCCUGAUUCUGCUAAGCACCAGUGCUUGUUCAAACACUUGAUGGAGACUAUAGGGAUGCAUACAUAAUUUUCACUAGCAUGUGCUUUUGUCCUUUGCUCAGCAAUGAUCGACAUCAGUGUGUGCUUAAGUGCCUUGCUGAAAUGGGGCCUAAAGGAAUUACUGCAUCUCUUUUUGUCUACAAAUUAGUCUCCUUUAUGGGAAGCUCUGUCUGGGGAAGGAAACUUGGAGAUGUCCACAUUGGUCACUAGAAAAAAAGCCAUCAAUGAAGAAAAGCAUUAGUUCUUUACAAUUCUGGUGCUUAUAUGUCCAAACUGAAGUAGCAACCACCAAGCAGGAAUAGCAUCCUUUGUUUUGCUUUGUGCCAGGGGUUUGGUGCUGUCAAGCUGAUAUGGUACAAUAACGCAUGUACUCUUGAAUCAAAGAUUAUAGUGAUGAUGUUCUGAGGCUGUCUUAAGGGAAACAAAUUUUAUUUUCUGAUUCUAGAAGUUAUGAUACCCUUCUCUUCAAGUGUAUUCCCCUUUAUUUGAACAUUUUGUUCAACUUAAAAAUGAUAAAUGCUUUUCUUAUUUUGCCAUUGAUCUUUGAAAUCUACUUCUGUUUAAAAUGUUACUGAAUGUAGUACUUGAGCAACAAUUUUCACUAAAUUCACUGAGGUUCGCAGUUGUAAGCAUGAUUGCCACCACUGCAGAGAUGAAAGGAAAUUGGGAAGGAAAUGAAGGAAAUUGGGAAGCAAGAGAUCUAUGACAGAUGUUCCAAGGUAUUUAAGCACUAAAGGGGCAAUCAGAGACCCUACGCCAGAAAUGGCAUCAUCCUGAAGGGCAGCUGGACACCUUGGUAUUUUUGAAAAUAUGCCCGAGAGCCUAUUUAUAUCUUAAGUGCCUGAAUCCCCAAAGAAAUUCUGUCCCAAAUGGCUUACUUAAGUCAUGUAUGAACUGGGUGAGAAGAGCAGCAGAAGCAUUUUAACUAUCAGUGGCUGCUCAGAGCACUAGCUGCAAGAAAUAGCAUUGAGAAGGUGCAGAGGAAAGUUGCUGCAAAACAUUCCUGCUUUAUUUUCAGGUGGAGUACUUCUGGAUAGAAUGAGGAACAAAAAAAAAGAAAAAGGUCAGAAUGGUUCUUAAAAGACCCUUUGUCAAUUUUCUUUUGCAUUGCUGAGUUUGAAUGAGAAUGAGGUAUUGAUUUAUUACGAGCUGUUGCAAGCUUAUAUACAUUUUCAGUCCAAAAUUUUGGGGAAUUUUUGAAAAGAGUAUUCGGAUACUGACUUGGUAACUGGAGUUUUGAGUUUUGACUAUAUUCCAUUAAAAUGUAAUAUAGCUUUAGAGAGUUCAGAUAUUUGAAUUGGUCAUACACUGAUUUGUGGGAAUUGCAUUGUGGUUGAUGAUGCCCCCUUAUUAUCUAGAAUUCCGUGGCAUAGAUUCAGGAAUCUUAGCAAGCUUGCAUUAUAUGAAACGGAGCUUAAAUUGGAGUGCAAGUGCGGUAAUGUUUUUGUUUUAAAAACAACAAAAGCUACAGAAAGCCUGAUCAGGUUUUCCAAACCCUAAUGCACUGAUGAUUUUCCUUUGGAAAUCCCCAGUUCCUGCACAGCACUGGCCACCGAAGGUGACACGAGAUAGAUGAUCAUGUGACUAUGUCCUUCUUCCAAACUUAUAACCAAUUUGGUUUUAUCUUCAUAUAUAUUGCUUUACCAUCAAAAUUUGGGCUAAUGAUACUGAAGAAAUGAGACCUGCUGCAGUGCCUUUAGGGAGUUUUCUAAAGUAGUGCUACUUAACUAAUUCGGAUUGUAUUAUAAAUUUGUCAGUGAGCACCAGUGGUUUCUUUUCCAAUUCUUUUCCAUAUUUUCUCAUGAAAAGUGUACUAGUAGCAAAUUUUAGAACUGCCUGAUAAAGUCACUUUCAGUAAAUCUCCCAAAUUUUUUGUUAAAGAAAAAAUUUGUUUUGAGUAUCCUGAAAUUAUUGUGAAAUGUAAUUGAAAUAUUUUAAUUCAAAAUAUCUUCAAUAAGCAGUGUUAGCUUAUUUAUAUUAAAAACUUUAUAGUAUUUCAAAGGAUCAAAAAUUUCUUUUGCUUCAGACCUGUUUAUACUUCUUCAUGCUUAUUGAGAUGUUAAAAUUUUGUGUGAAUUCAAACAUGCAAAACCAACCAAGCAAAUAAGGCAUUUUGCAACAAACUUUGUGCUUCCAGGGAGAGCAAUACAAAAGAACACCUGCAGGGAAGAAUUAGAGUUUUCUUUUCAUAGUCUGGCAAAAAAAAAUCUGAGUUAAUUGUUCAUUCUAUGUUUAGUCUUUUUUUUUCUUUGCUUCUGUAUGUGUUUGUAGGACAGAGAGGGUGCAUACAGGGAUGUGAUUUUCAGGACUUCUGUUCUACUCAUACUCAGUGUGGAUAAAGAGAGUAGUUGUAAUUUAACCACACAUCUUCAAGAAUCUGAUGGUUGUGCUUAUUUGAACUUCCACCACUUUACAAAGGACAGAGUUAACAAAUUGCAAGUUCAAGGUUAUCUUUUUCACACACACAAAGAAAAUCAUUGUGCAGUGGGUUUGAAUAUUAUACAAAUAUGUAAUGUCCUAAUUAGUAAGAUGCUUGGGGGAGGCAGGGGAAUGGUGAAUGUGUCAUCUUCACUGAUGAGCUGGAAAACAGACCUGUCCAGUGGAAUUUAGUGGAAUCCUCUUGGUAUAUUAGGAACUUGCCAGUGUGGCCUGAUUUUUUUUUUCUCUUUUUUGUUGUUGGUUUGGUUUUUUUUAAUUAACUAUUGAUUGCAAGAGGUGAAAUGUUUAACAUAAUGCAUGUUCAGGCUCAUUGACCCAUGGCAAGUUUGAAUUUUAAAGAGGGUUUGAUUUGACAAAAGAAUGUUGAAAAACUUCAGUUGAGGCUAAUGGUGCCUUUUUAUUUGAGUGAAAAGCUGAAAAGCAAAUAUUGAAGGAAGACACGGUCAAUUUGGGAAAUAAAUGUAUCCCUACUAUGCUUGUCAUUUCAGACAGGUCUUUUUUGCUAAUUUUCACUGAACAGGGCCAUUCUUGUCUUCUGGAAAGCAAGAUAUUCAUAAUGUAAAUAGUUGUAUUGAUUUAUUUUUUCCCUUCCUCUGUAACUAAUAUGUAAUAAUCCAAUAUGCUAUUUCUGUUAAAAUCUUUUACAAUCAGGCCACCGUAUGCCUAAAUAUGGUUGACCUCUGACUUUCUCCUAAGUCAGUCACCUGCUGAUAAAGGAGGGUGCUGGAAGUUUCAGUGUACAUAUAGAAUCAUGUAUGUUUAGUAAAUUGGGUAAGUGGGACUUAUGGCCAGUAUACAUUAAGCCACAACAGUAACAAAGCUCCAGAUCUUAACUAGCAAAAACAACUGUUCACCUUGCCAUGUCCAUCCUAUAAUAAGAUCUAAGUUGCACCUGCCUGUAGUUCUGCAUGAUCAGACUUCAAAGUAUAACUAACAAGAUCUGUAAUGUAUCAGUGUUGAUAAAUGUAGUUGUAAAAAAAAAAAAAAAAGAAAAAAAAAGAAAAGAAAAGAAAAAAAAGAAAAAAAAAGAAAAAAGCCCUUGACUAACAAAAGAAGAUCAACAAAAGCUCAGUAUCAAGACUGGAAGAGGAGACAUGUCUGAUUUUGCUGCACGGUUAUAGCUGAAAAGAACAACCGAUGUCAGCUUAAAUGGACUACCGUAAGACAUUUGUUAAGGAACCAACAUUAUUUACAUAUUGUUUUGUUCUUACCCUGUUUACUUUGACCAUCUGUUGUUCCCUGUUCCACAGGGGACAACAGGGCCUCAGUGAUCAGUGUUUUAUGGGUCAGUGUCACAUUAAUGAUUUCCAAUUUCUGUUUGUUUAGCAAUUACUAAACUAAGAUGGGACUCCCAUGUUCUCCCAUGUGUCAAAAGGAAUCCUGUCAGAGCUUCCUCACGAGGAUACUCUUCUCACUGCUGUCAUGACUCCUGUCAGUUGAAUGACUUUGCAAUGUUUCCAGUAAACAGCACAACGCAGCAAAUAUAAUGACUGAGGGCUUAAUUGUGGAUGUGCUGUGGAUCUGUACUUUCACUGGGGCUCAAAGUCAUGCAGGGACAGGACUCAGUUGAAAUAUGGUAUGUGCUCUAUGCAUGACGCCUAUAUUACACCUUUAUGACCUUAUAGUGGCUAAACUGCUGAUCUUUACGGAUGUGGAUUUGGACCAUCUCUUUUUUUUGGAGGAAAAUCAUAGUGAACCUCCGUCCUUAUCCCACAAACCACUUGCUCCUAACCAGAGCAGCUAAAUGGAAGAUAAAAUGGUGCAAGGGCCUUCCGGGGGCCAUGCACAGGGGUGAAUUUCAUGCUGUUUGAAUGUGAUCUUGCCAAAAAGCCUGUGUAUCUAGCAGGGGAGACUGUGACUGUCUUAUAAGGAGUGUUUGUGUUGUUUACUUUAAAACAAGCUUUGCUAAUUAAAGUAGUGUAUUCUGGAGUCCUAUUUGAAUGGCAUGAAGGGUAUCAAUGAAGAAGAUACAAAGUAUGCUCCUACA